GUCGAUCUGAGAAAACCCUUUUUUGUGCGCCCCUCCCGAAGGCCGCCGGCUCCUGGAUUCCAUACAAUUGCGGGCGAUUCUCGUCGUCACAGCAACCCACUUCAAUCAGUCGGAUUGGCCAAAGCAUCCUCGCUCAUCACUUCCACUUGCCGAGAGCAGCAGGACCAGUUCAGCCCACCUGCGACGACGACAAAGCGGAGCUUCGUGUUGCCACCUUCUUGUCGCCAUGUGAACAAUUCUAUCGCCUCUCUCGUCCUCUGGCCCCGACAGCCACCAGACUUCACGACUGUCUCGACCCCAAUCCUUGCAGCUUGCGCUCCGCCUUCCAGACGCCAUCUGCAAAAGAGACGCCACAGAGCGCAUCGAUCCUGCAGUACCUUUGUUGCGAUCAAUAAUGUGGUGCAAUUUGAGUUUGCCGCCCGGAGCAUUGACGGCGUCCGUCCACUUGAUGGAUCGGCCGUUGUAGGCGAAAACGAGGAUCGUCCAAAGUGUCUUUCCGCACAAAUGGGCAACUGUCUGCAGGCGGCCUCGGAGGAGCAUGCAAUAACAUGCGCCAUGGCGGUGGAUGUGACGCGGAAGGAGGCCGACGAGCUGUUCGGCGAGGUCUGCCUCGACCGGAUGUUGGAAGAGCUGAACCACGAGGCGGACGAGCUGGCGGGUGGGCAAAAGUCGCGCGACUUUUGGACGGACGAGUUGAUCCGACCCGACGGCGACGUGGACGCCGAUCUGGCGGAGCUCAGCUUCAGCUCGUCGUCGGAGUGGCGCUCGGAGAGACGCGACUCCUACGACUCCCUGUCGGUGCGUGAAGAGGCCAGCCUGAACCAGAGCUCGGCGCAACGGUCCAUCAACGACGAGGUCGACUCGUUGACGGACAUCGAAGACCUGCUGCCGGUGAAGAAGCCGUUUGUCGACAAGCCGCCGACGCGGCAUUCGCCAGUCGACUCGCGCCGGUCGCCGACGCGACCACUUUGCGACUUGGCCUCUGUCCUGACGACCAUCAGCGGCCUGUCGAGAGGGCACAAUCCCACCGCCUCGCUGUUCGCGUUCGCCAAACCGACCGGCUCCGCGUUCGAGCCCCUCGCCUCGGCUCCGAGCCGCGCCGUCUCCAUGCCCUACCGGCAGACGCGGUCCGCGCCGCUGGCUCGAGUCAGCAGCCUGCAUCUCGGCUUUCGUCAGUUGGCCGACAUGAGCCAGAGCUAUGCCCACUUCCCGUGGCUGCGCUACGGCCAGCCGGAGGAGACUGUGCUCCGGUCGGCGCAUCCCGCGCUGCGUGUCUACCGUCGGCCCGGCGACAGCGGGGACUCGAACUUGAACAAUUGGUUUCCCGGCGUUCAGGUGCUCUGCACUCCGGCGCUGCUGGCCGCCGAGCCAGGAGUGGGUGGCGAGAAGGCCGGCUGGAUGAGCUACACGAUGUAUCUGUUGCAGGAGUUGGUGGAAGAGGCGAAAUUCCUCUCCUACCUCCGCCGGACGCGGCAUCUCUUCGUCAGCAUCGAGGCGCGAACCGGCUGUGAAAUUCGUCUGGGCGCUCGACGCUUCCUGCACCGCGGCCGGACAGUGCGUCAUUUGGUCAUUGAUGGACCGACGAAAAAUAACAUUCUUCGCUGCAAGUCGAGUCUGCCGGAUCGGCUGACUCGUCUUCUCAUUCAGGACAUUGAACAGCCCAGUCAAGAGGAUAAAAAGCCC
This is a messenger RNA of Protopolystoma xenopodis, 1683 nucleotides long. NCBI's taxonomy places the organism in Eukaryota, Metazoa, Platyhelminthes, Monogenea, Polystomatidea, Polystomatidae. The record is from the annotation of a GenBank genome assembly.